AUGGCCAUCCGCGCCCUUAAUUCGAGCCUCAUCUUUGACCGGCGCGUUAUCCUCGGACUCGCCGCUAUUGUGAUUCUGUCUUUUACAUUUGCGUUCCUAUAUGCACCCGAUUUGCGCCCCAGCGCAGAUUGGAUACCACCACUCACAUCCAAACCCGCGCCCGUCUUCUCCGCACCGCCGAAAGACCCGUCAGACCCCAACAUCAUCACUCUUGACUACUUGAGGAUCAAGCCCAAUGUCACGGACAAGGUUCGGACGUACUGGAACAUACCGUAUGCGGCGAGUGCGGCAGGACAGAAUCGGUUCAGAGGUCCGCAGCCUGUGAAUCGCACAUACGGACUGGGUAGGAACGAGGGCCCGCUGAAGAUCGAUGCGGCACAAAGGAACAGAGACGAUGUUGCUGGAGAAGACGUAUUGGGAAUCAACACACGAUAUACCGAGGACUGUCUCAGCUUGAACGUAUUUACGCCCAUUGAUGCAGAAGCUGGCGAUGAUUUGCCCGGCAGGAGCAAUGGAGGAGAAAUGGUGGAGAAGAGUCGGCGAGAGCGCGGCGUCAAUGGGAAGCUCGACAAGGGCAUCGUUGUCGUGACCAUAUUGCGAAAAACGGGCGACUACAACAACGCGCUGAGGGACCAGAGAGCGUCCUUGGAGUGGGUACAGAAGUACAUUCGGUACUUUGGUGGCAACCCAGACCAUGUGGUCACCAUGGGGACAAGUGCAGGUGGAGCCUCGGUGCUGCUGCAGCUCACUGGCAAUGAGGGAGACCAUCAUGUCGCCGUCCCUGGGACAGGAAGGAAGCCACUUUUCCAUGGCGCUAUUGCACAGAGCCCUGCGAGUCCUACCUUCUUCACACCCGAGCAAGCUGAGAAGUUCUACAGCGAAGUUGCCUCUGGCCUCGAAUGCGACAACAUCGAGUGUAUACGCAAGUCAAGUCCAGGAGAUCUCUACUACGAGAAUUACCCCAUGAACUUUCCCGACCGCAGCACACCACCGCGCUGGAUGUGGGCACCCACAACGGAACCAAAGGGUACUCGAGGAUGGACCGAGGGUGCUCCCGCUGCUAUCAUGAACGACCGUUAUGCCAAAGUACCCACGAUCAUCGGAUUCACUUCCAACGAAGGCAGCGACCAAGUCAAGAAAGACACCGACACCGAAGACGACUUUAGAACGUAUCUCAAGGACCACUACCCCCUCCUUACCGACGACGACCUCACACUCCUUGUCAAGACAUUCCCGAAUGACCGCCACUGGCGUGACAGCGGCCGCUGGUGGGACGCCGUCGCCAAGGCACAAGGCGGCAUCCGCUACAUCUGUCCCACGUACCUCGCCUCCAACGCCAUGUCCAAGUACAACCCGCCGUCCGUCCCCACCUACCAAUACCAAUGGGACGUGAUGUGGGGCGAGGACAUUGAGAACGGCUACGGAACCAAACACGCGGGCACAGUCGGACAGGUAAUGGUGCGCCGCAAGAACGAGAUCAGUGACUACUUCAUCUCUUUUGUCAAGUAUCUGGAUCCCAACGUGGAAAGGAGUGCUGGCACGCCUGAGUGGGAGAAGCUGGAUGACAGGAAGAGGAGGAUGUUUUUCACGAAUAUCAAGGAAGGUGGUAAGAGGGGCGAUGGAAAGGACAUGCUGGGCAAGAUGCGCAUGUGGAUGGAGGAUGUCGAUCAAGAUAGGGAGAAGUCGUGUAAUGUGGUCAAGGGACUGAUGGGGAGGUUGCAGAUGACCGGUGUUGAGGCGCUCAAGAUCGAUUAG
Parastagonospora nodorum SN15 is the source of this 1755-nucleotide messenger RNA. RefSeq lists its product as hypothetical. The transcript has 4 exons. NCBI's taxonomy places the organism in Eukaryota, Fungi, Ascomycota, Dothideomycetes, Pleosporales, Phaeosphaeriaceae. The record is from RefSeq and is a predicted model, not a curated record. Bases 1 to 1755 code for a protein of 584 amino acids.